GGUAUUCUUCAAUUGUUUUGGUCUUUUGGUCAUGAUUGUGACUGUUACAUUUGGCUAUGAAAACCUUGCAUUACAAAAGCCUGCAUGGCAGCAGUUUCCCUAUUGGAACAAGCCAUGGGGAGCAGAUAAAGCAGUAGAUGGGUUGUAUUCAGACCGGUCAGCUGAUGGAGGACAGUGUACGAUAUCGAAAGAUGAUCAACAAACUGCAACCUGGCGAGUAGAUCUAGGAGAAGUACACAGUAUCCGUCUAAUUAAAAUCUACUACAGGACAGACAAUGUAGAAUGGGAUUCCAGCAAUGAUUACACAGCUCGAUUUCUGGGUAUGUCAGUUUACGUCUCCAACACAACUGAGAAAAAUGAGGGUGUCCUUUGCUUUAAAGACUCAAAGUACACCAGAACUACAAUACCGAAUACUAUAACAAUAGAAUGUAUAAAGCACGGACGUUACGUCAUUUACUACAAUGAGAGACUUCCUUGGGUUACCUACCCUGCUGGAUAUUCUCAAUAUGCAUUCAACGAACUGUGUGAACUUGAAAUUUUUGGAUGUUCUACCUCGGGUGUUUUUGGAAAACACUGUAAUGUUCCCUGUCCACAGAAUUGUCAGGAGGGACAUUGUGAUAUUGUUAAUGGUACAUGUCUUGGAUGUGUUGCCGGAUACAAAGGAGAACGAUGUAAAAAAAAGUACGUAUUUGAGUGA
Messenger RNA from Saccostrea cuccullata (small rock oyster), 697 nucleotides. RefSeq lists its product as uncharacterized. The record is from RefSeq and is a predicted model, not a curated record. The transcript has 4 exons. The coding region runs from base 32 to 697 and encodes 221 amino acids. NCBI's taxonomy places the organism in Eukaryota, Metazoa, Mollusca, Bivalvia, Ostreida, Ostreidae.